AUGACAGCUCAUGAAAGCCUAAUGUUUCUACCCCCUGAAAGCUGCGCAGAUCUGAAGGAGGAGGAAAGAUUUCAUCUGAACUGCAGUCUUAUCACGAAUGCCUUGUUUUUGAAGGCAGCACAUCUCUUACUUACAAAGGUUUUGUAUCCGAAUACUUCUACAAGUGAUGAUCUCAUUCAAAAAGAUGUUGAGUUGAUUAUGGAUUAUCUGGAACUUAUUCCUCCUUAUCAUCCAAUAUGCAGUGCGCUACCUUGGCCAAUCAUGGUAGCUGGUUCCGCUUCUCUUCUAUCAAUUCAUCGGAAGUAUCUUAUUGAAAGGACGCUCGAAAUUGGUGACUAUGUACACACACAAUACUCCUGCCAAAUUAUUGAUUUUUUCAAAAAGGCCUGGGGAACUGGAGAAGAAGAAGGAAUGGGUUGUGACAUUUUAUUACAUAGAGAAUCCCUGGAAAAGUUAUGCCUUUAA
Kuraishia capsulata CBS 1993 is the source of this 465-nucleotide messenger RNA. RefSeq lists its product as uncharacterized. The record is from RefSeq and is a predicted model, not a curated record. NCBI's taxonomy places the organism in Eukaryota, Fungi, Ascomycota, Pichiomycetes, Pichiales, Pichiaceae. The transcript has a single exon. The coding region runs from base 1 to 465 and encodes 154 amino acids.